Onychostoma macrolepis is the source of this 2044-nucleotide messenger RNA. RefSeq lists its product as uncharacterized. NCBI's taxonomy places the organism in Eukaryota, Metazoa, Chordata, Actinopteri, Cypriniformes, Cyprinidae. The transcript is spliced from 2 exons. The record is from RefSeq and is a predicted model, not a curated record. Bases 1 to 672 code for a protein of 223 amino acids.
AUGGCGGACGUGUUGACGUAUCGCAGCAACGGACCGAAGCGGCCAAUGAGGCGUCUAGAUGAAGAAUGUGACAUACUUUAUACCAAAUGUCUGCGAGAAGAAAACCCCAGAGUCGAUUUCACUGUUUCAAGUGAGAUUAAUAAGAAAUUACUCGAAAAGGAAAUAUGGAAAAAGCAUAUUUCAAAAAGUCCAAGUGUGGAGCUUGCAUCAGCUACUGCUUCAGGAAGCGGCAUCAUAGGCAUGAUUGACACGUUUCACAGACCCGCAGAUGCCAGUGCAGAAGGCACCUAUACUCGAGCUGGAUCAUAUGUGGAUGGUUUUGAAAACAAACCAGGAAGGAGGAUUCCCAAAGCUGGAGUCUAUGCGGAAGCAGGAGUCGGACGAUACAGUGCUGAAUACAGUGUAUUUAGGUUUGAAGCCAAAGGUCCAAACGCCUCAGUUGUCGCUGAAGCCACUGCGGCUAGACUCGGGGCCGGAGCAAUGGCUCAGGCUGAAAUUGCCAGUGCGUCAGUUAGUGCUGGUCCAGUUGAUGUGAAAUUAGGACUUGGAGUCGACACGGGUGCAUAUGUUGGUUUGGGUGGGGUGGAGGCCAAAAUACUGGGAAGUGGAGCCUCAAUUGGUCCAAAAAUCAGUGUAUCUCUUCUGGGUUCAGAACUCUCAUUUUCAUUCUAGUCACACAGGUAUCAAUAACCUUUGAAUAUUUACGUGUAAUAUUUUACUAUGUCUAAAUUUAUCCUAAAAACCCAUUUACUGUCUCAGUUUUGACUGCUCUCAUUAGGAGUCGUCACAGCGGCUCGUCUGGACAUCUAUUUGUCGCAGGUUUUCCUGACACAAUCUAAAACUGACAUCCUGAAAACCCAUCAACUACUACUAAUAUUUAACUCACUUAAUUAAUCAUUCAAAUUGUUCUCUAUAUUUAAACAUGACUGUUAUAGUUGCAUAUCACUUUUUAUAAUUCAUUUAUAUCAUCUAAUGUAUACAAUUAUCACAUUGUAAGACUAUUUUUCUAUGUUCCUGUCCCCAUUUAGGAACAUGUACCUUGUUAUCUGUCAAAAUGUCAACUAUUAAACUCACACUUGUGUGUCUAAUGGCGCUUUUCCACUGCGUGGUACGACUCGGCUCGGCACGGUUCAGAACGGCACGGCAAGGCUCAGUUCGGCUCGGUUUGUGUUUCCACUGCAGUUUAGUACCGCUUUAGAGUGGGCAGGAUUAUUCACGUGUCGUUAUAGUUGCGCCGCCUCUACUGCCGUGACUCCUGAAAAACGUUUUAAUUCCGCGUCGCUCCAUCAGGCUCUCGCUGAAUCCGCUCCUCGGCUAUCAAUGAGAGGACAGUCUGUACUUCCUCGACAGCCAUUUUUUGGUUCUUAAAAGAAAGGUGCGCCCAUUCAAAACAGUUGCAUUCGAUCCUUCGCUGGCUGCUGAUUUAAAUCUAGCGGGUCUGUUGUGUCUCAGUGCCGCAAGUUCAAUGACGCAAGCAGUGACGAUUUUCUCCAGCCAAUCAGUGAUCAGCAGAGUUUACACGUCACGUUUUGGUAACGUUAUGGUUCACUUGGAACCUCGGCUGAGGUGGUACUAAAAAAAGUACCAGGUACCAGGUACUAUAUCCAGUGGAAAACCCCCCAAAAGUGAGCCGUACUGAACCGUACCGUGCCGUACCAUGCAGUGGAAAAGCGCCAUAAUUUGGUCAUAUAUCUUAUAAUAUUAUGAUUCUCUAAUUACUGCUAUUCUUCAAUUCGAGCUGGUUUGUCAACCUCUUUAUUAUUACAAUAUGCUUAUUGCUGUGGGGUUUUUUUUUUUUUUUUCGUUUUUGUUUUUUUUAGAGUGGCCUGGUUGGUGUAUAAUAGUAAGGUCAAGAACUUGUAAUAUUUCCUGAAUCUUCUCAGUGAAAUCAGCAUGUUUAGUUUAUUUACCUUUCAAAUUGGUAAAAUGUUCUCCUUUGAAUUGUUUUCAUUUUAAAAUCAAUAAAAACCUGUUAGUGUCUGUUAUUGGGAUGUCUUGUGAAAUGCCCAGUUCUUUUUUUUUCCUGAGUGCCCUUGAAACUCCC